AAGAUUCUAUUGACCACGAAGCAUCAUCCGAUAUUUCUUCCAAUGUUCAUACAUACUCGUCCGAGCCUAAAUCGUCGGAAAAUUUAAAAAGCCGAGUUCACAAAAUUACUCUAUAUCAAAAAAUAUUAAACCAGGACAGAUCGAAAUUUCCGAGACGGCCCGUCCCGAAAAAUUUGAGGGCACAAAAGAUCGAGCUUCGAAGGCUAAUCAGAAAGAAUUAUGGUAGGGAUUUUGAAUUUCAAGAUUUGGGCUUACAAGAUCCAAAUAUACAUUGCGCAAAUCAUGGUUCAGAAAGCCAAAUCUUUAAUUCUCCUUCACUUGAAAUCACACCUGAAGUAUCUUCUGAAGAUAAUAUAAUUGAAAUUUUUGGGAUAGCUCAUCUUGAAAAGGCUUUAUUAGAAACUUAA
Molecule: messenger RNA, 407 nt
Organism: Acaulospora morrowiae
Lineage: Eukaryota; Fungi; Glomeromycota; Glomeromycetes; Diversisporales; Acaulosporaceae
Source: the annotation of a GenBank genome assembly